Messenger RNA from Sphaeramia orbicularis (orbiculate cardinalfish), 2456 nucleotides. It is a transcript of the gene rnf144aa, whose product is annotated as ring finger protein 144aa. Lineage: Eukaryota; Metazoa; Chordata; Actinopteri; Kurtiformes; Apogonidae. Gene Ontology annotation, biological process: protein ubiquitination. The coding region runs from base 546 to 1433 and encodes 295 amino acids. The transcript is spliced from 8 exons. Gene Ontology annotation, molecular function: ubiquitin-protein transferase activity; zinc ion binding. The record is from RefSeq and is a predicted model, not a curated record.
UCCUGUGACGGACAAAUGGCGUCCCUCCAGUGUAGAGCAGCUGAUUUCCUACCAGGCACGGCAGCAGAAACGACUGAGAGAUAAACACACCGCCCCCGGUUCUGUUCGUAACCGGACAACCGCUUGGUUUUCGGUGGAUUUAUGUAGCAAAGUGUCGCGCGGACGCUACAUAGUUUAGCUUAGAAGCGUCUUCCGCUGUCAGAUAGACUUAGCUUAUAGCCUGUGCGUAUUUAGCUACGGUGUUGUUUUGUUUUGGUUUUCCUUUUUUUUUUUUUUUUUCUUUCCUCGCUCGUUGGUGUGAGUGUUUCUCCGGGGCCUGAGCUCGGGCGACAGUAGCGGGUCAAAUGUUUCCACCCCGCCGUAUGAACAUGGGCAUCACCCCUUCUGUCAGAGCCUCCUCCUCCUCUUCCUCCUCUUCCUCCUCUGCCUGACUGUUUUGGCCGUCUCAUCGUUAAUCCAAUUCAGGAGAUCAUCUUUUCAACCUUUCCCGAGGUUACACCAUCAAGACGGCGUUAUCUCAGAAAGCCAGCUCUGUGGCGGUGAAGAUGACCACGGCACGGUACCGUCCCACCUGGGAACUGGCCGUGGACCCUCUGGUCUCAUGUAAGCUGUGCCUUGGAGAGUUCCCCCUGGAGCAGAUGACCACCAUCACACAGUGCCAAUGUGUCUUCUGUACACUGUGCCUGAAGCAGUAUGUGGAACUCCUGAUUAAAGAAGGCCUUGAAACCGCAAUUAGCUGCCCAGACUCUGCCUGUCCCAAAAGAGGACACCUGCAAGAAAAUGAGAUUGAGUGCAUGGUGGCCACAGAGAUGAUGCAGAGAUACAAGAAGCUUCAGUUUGAAAGAGAGGUGCUGUUGGACCCGUGCCGGACGUGGUGCCCUUCUUCGACCUGCCAGGCCGUGUGCCAACUGAAGGAGGCCGACUCCCCGGCGCUGCCCCAGCUGGUCCAAUGCGCCGUCUGCGCCCUGGAGUUCUGCUCGGCCUGUAAGGCCAACUGGCACCCUGGGCAGGCCUGUCAGGAGAACAACCUGCCCAUUACCUCCUUCCUACCAGGAGAAAACAGCUCUUUCUAUAAGAACGAGGAGGACGACGCUCCGAUCAAACGCUGUCCUAAAUGUAAAGUUUACAUCGAACGGGACGAGGGCUGCGCUCAAAUGAUGUGCAAGAACUGCAAACAUGCCUUCUGCUGGUACUGUCUGGAAUCCUUGGAUGACGACUUCCUCCUGAUCCACUAUGACAAAGGGCCCUGUCGAAACAAACUGGGCCACUCCAGGGCAUCUGUUAUCUGGCACAGAACACAGGUCGUUGGUAUUUUUGCUGGUUUCGGUCUGCUCCUGUUGGUCGCCUCCCCUUUCCUCCUCUUGGCCACUCCCAUCGUCCUUUGCUGCAAGUGCAAGUGCAGCAAAGGGGACGACGACCCGCUGCCGACCUAAACGCCAUCGUCAGCGCCGAAGUGGAGAGCCGCUUUAAGGAUGGGCCAUCGUAUUUUCCUUUUCACCCCUUCACAUUCUUUUCCUCCCACCAGCUUUGAGUGCUUCAUUUUUUGGGCUGAGCCGGCAGCAGCCCCGGGCGCUUCGGGAUCCAUCGCUCUGCAUGAGAGAGAGGAGGCGUGGUUAGAAAACCUUGGCGUGAGGGGAGGCGCAAGGUCAAAGGUCGGAGGAGGAGGUUUCUAAAGGACGGCGGUGUCCGUGCGUGGGACAUGGGUGGUUUUCGGGUCAUUUCUCGUGGCCCGUAUCCGUGGGUUACCGUGGUGUGGUAUCUCACCGGAGGGGGGGGUUAUUUUACAAACCGGUUCUAAAAACGUUCUUCUCUCGUAUGGACAACGUAACGCAGGAGCUACCUGAAAAAGAACUUUUUCCUUUUAUCGCUCUGUUUUGUCGGUUUGUCGUACGCAACAAAAGCUUUUUUCCCCCCACCCACCGCCACACUCGAUGUAGCUCUACAGGUUCAGUCAGUAGCAUUAGAGUCGCACCACGCAUGUUUGGUGUUCACUCGAUUUGCACACGGAGCAUGAUUUCUGUAUCAUGUUCGUGACUGAGGUAGAGGUGGGAGGCUGUCACUCUCAACUCGAUGUACAGCACGUCCUCUUGAUGAUGUCAAUGUUUUAUAACCUGUCGCUUUUAAUAGAACUGUGCUCAGAGUAGUGUCUGUGAUGUACUUUUGAGUGUUUUUUUUUUUUCCCCUGAAAUGGUUAGGGAUACACAUUAAAGAGGACGGCCACUCAAGGAUUUUAUUUCUGAAAUCUUUAUGAGCUCCAGAUAUAAAACAUGGAGUCAAAGUCUUUUUUUUUUUUUUCUUCUAAAACUAUUGUGUUAAGAAGAAGGAAUUGAGUCGUGGUCCUCUUUAAUUUCAGAAUCCACAUGUUGUGGAACUAGUUAACCACUCACUAGAGGCCUAGUUCACACUGGUGUGGAUAUUUUUUACAAACUAUUAUUUCCCUCUGCUUUAAAAAAAAA